UUCCUCCCAGUCAGACAGCUCUCGCGCCAAGAGCAGCGAGCUUCCGCACCGCUCCUUAAAACUGCUGUCAAAUAAGGGACACCAGCUAGCGCUAUGUUAUCGCAAUCCAGAUGUGCAUACCGGACGAUUGGUCGCUCUCUGUCAGCGGUGAGCCAGGCCAACAAUGUUCUGGUCCGGCAAAAUGUAUCAGGCCUCCCUGUCUGCAGCCGGCUAGUUUACAGGAAGUCUCAGCCAUGUGAAUUUCCAUCAUUAGUGACUAUCUCUCACAUCAGAUUCUUCAAGACAUCUGCUGUUCACAGGGAUGAGGUUGUCACAGUCAAAACUCCUGCGUUCGCGGAAUCGGUUUCAGAGGGCGAUGUGAGGUGGGAAAAAGCUGUGGGCGACUCAGUGACAGAAGAUGAAGUGGUGUGUGAAAUUGAGACUGACAAGACCUCAGUACAAGUCCCCGCUCCAGCAGCUGGCGUGAUUGAGGAACUGCUGGUGCCUGAUGGAGGGAAGGUAGAAUCAGGCAUGCCCCUCUUCAAACUCCGGAAAGGAGCGGUUGCUGCCAAAGCUGCCCCCUCCCCAGCUGCAGAGGCCCCGGCUGCAGCCCCUCCACCUCCACCACCUCCCGCUUCAGCCCCCAGUGCCAUGCCUCCAGUCCCCCCAGUGCCACCACAAGCUGCCCAAGCCAAACCUGUUUCUGCCAUCAAGCCCACAGCUCCAGCUCCAGCACCUCCAACAGCAGGAGGCAGAGGAGAAAGCAGGGUGAAGAUGAACCGUAUGAGGUUGCGGAUCGCCCAGAGGCUAAAGGAGGCUCAGAACACCUGCGCAAUGUUGACCACCUUCAACGAAGUGGACAUGGGCAAUGUUCAGGACAUGAGGAAAAUCCAUAAGGAUGCUUUCUUAAAGAAGCACAAUAUCAAACUGGGUUUUAUGUCAGCGUUUGUGAAAGCUGCAGCACACGCUCUGACUGACCAACCUGCCGUCAAUGCCGUUAUUGAUGAUACAACCAAAGAGAUUGUCUACAGGGAUUACGUAGACAUUAGCGUCGCUGUGUCAACUCCAAAGGGGCUUGUUGUGCCGGUGAUCCGUAAUGUUGAGACCAUGAACUUUGCUGACAUUGAGAAAACCAUUAAUGCAUUGGGAGAAAAGGCUCGUAACAAUGAGCUUGCUGUUGAAGAUAUGGAUGGAGGCACCUUCACCAUCAGCAACGGCGGCGUGUUCGGCUCCAUGUUUGGCACACCUAUCAUCAACCCCCCCCAGUCCGCCAUCCUGGGCAUGCAUGGAAUCUUCGACCGACCUGUGGCCAUCAAUGGCAAGGUUGAGAUCCGGCCCAUGAUGUAUGUGGCACUGACAUACGACCACCGACUCGUUGACGGCAGAGAAGCGGUCACUUUCUUGCGCAAGAUCAAAGCGGUGGUGGAAGAUCCACGAGUGCUGCUUCUGGACAUGUGAUGUUUCUAGCACCACAUUAAUCCCAUUUUAAAGCUGCAUUUGAAAGAAAAAAAAAA
This is a messenger RNA of Perca fluviatilis (European perch), 1493 nucleotides long. RefSeq names its product dihydrolipoyllysine-residue succinyltransferase component of 2-oxoglutarate dehydrogenase complex, mitochondrial-like. Gene Ontology annotation, molecular function: dihydrolipoyllysine-residue succinyltransferase activity. Gene Ontology annotation, cellular component: oxoglutarate dehydrogenase complex. The record is from RefSeq and is a predicted model, not a curated record. The transcript has 15 exons. Lineage: Eukaryota; Metazoa; Chordata; Actinopteri; Perciformes; Percidae. The coding region runs from base 94 to 1437 and encodes 447 amino acids. Gene Ontology annotation, biological process: tricarboxylic acid cycle.